GUGGAUACUUGCCUAACGUUUUGAUUGAUUUGUCUUUCUUGAUAGCGAUUUGUGAUGAUAUCACAAAUGCUUAUUUAAGGAUUCUGUGUAAUUUUAGUGUAUUCAUUCUUUGUUCAUCUUUUUUGUGAGUGUCUGGUGAUUUUUAUGUCAAUAACACUGGUACUUUAACGACAAUGUCAUCAUCAUCACGGUCUAUGUUUUGUACUUAAAAAUAUGUCAGAAUCGCAGGGGCCCGAACACAAAACUAUUGACUUCGACCCUAUAUUGCCCGAUCAGGGGAUUCUCUUUUACGAAGAAUGUCCACCGGAGUAUGAAAUUGAACGGCCUAGAUUACUGCCUUUGAAAUCUACGACUCAGAUUAGAUUUGAGCAGCUGCAGCACGAAGCUACCAGGGUUUGGAGGGAGAAGCAGAGAACUGCGAAGAAAAACUAAAUUUUAUUUGUGAUUGGAACAGUAUAGUGUUGUGGCAAAAUGGCUUACACGUUGUUUGUGAUAGAACUAAUAUCUGCGUUUGUGUUAGCAGCGACAUUGCUGUACAGAUAUGGAGACUGCUAUAGGAAUCACAUAAUAGUGACAGUGUCAGUGCUGACAGCAUGGUACUUCUCCUUCGUGAUUAUGUUCAUCUUGCCACUAGAUAUAUCAUCGACGGUGUAUCGACAAUGUAUGGAGAAUGCGACGAAAGUAUCAGAAACAACACAAUCGUUGCUACAGAAUGCUACAACAACCGUUGCCCCACCAGCUACUGAGUGUAUCAAGCCUUACAGUUUCAUGAGCUCUGAUGUAUUCCCUAAUCUCUGGAGAAUUGUAUACUGGACCUCACAAUGUCUUACUUGGCUAAUAAUGCCUAUGAUGCAGUCAUACAGCAAAGCUGGCGAUUUCACCGUAAAAGGGAAACUGAAAUCCGCUCUAGUCGACAAUGCCAUCUACUAUGGUUCAUACCUCUUCAUAUGCGGCAUACUACUUAUAUACAUCGCUUUAAAACCUGAUGUGCACUUAGAUCCUCCAAAAAUAAAGACCAUAGCAUCAUCAGCCAGUAACACAUGGGGUCUGUUCCUCUUAAUUCUGCUCCUCGGAUAUGCCCUCGUAGAAGUGCCUAGAAACCUCUGGAAUAAUUCAAAGAAGAACUACACUUUGACCUACUGCUACUUCAAGAUUGCUAAGCUGAGUACUGAUAAGUGUGAAGCUGAAGAAACUGUUGAUGAUAUUUUGGAUAGUCUAAAAGCAGUGACAGCAGCAGUAGGGUCGGGCCAUCCUUUAUACCGACAUGUCGACACCAUCGUACAGAAGUUGCCGAUACAACUACGAGACAGACUCAAUGGACGCGCACCACCUGAUAGACCAACACCACCAUCCUUGAAAUCACUUGUCAAUUUACACAAGAAGACUAUCAAAGCUCUUCACGUGUUGCAACGUACGGAGACGCAAUGGGGUCUGAUGUUGGAACGUAUCUUCCACCUCGAGGAUGUCGCCGCUAACCAGCGCUCCCCAGACCAUCGGUUCCAACACACAUUCCACACGCCACGGCCAAGAUUACAACGGAUAUUCUACCCGCCAAUCGUUGAAUGGUACUGGGAGUGUUUCCUGCGCCAGUACUUCUUGAAGACAAUGGCUGUGAUCACCGGCAUAAUGUCUGUGGCCGUCGUCUGGUCAGAAAUGACCUUCUUCUGCAAGAAGCCCGUGCUCUCGAUAUUCGCUAACAUCGUCAUCGCAGCUACCGACUCUUAUAAUUAUAUGGCUAUCGAGGCAAUAUCAACAAUAAUAAUAGCGUACAUGUUCUACUGCGCGUACUCCACCGUGUUGAAGAUCCGUCUCCUGAACCUCUACUAUCUGGCCCCUCACCACCAGACGAAUGAGUACAGUCUCAUCUUCUCCGGGAUGAUGGUCUGUCGGCUGACUCCCGCUAUGUGUCUCAACUUCCUCAGUUUGAUACAUAUGGACUCACACGUCAUUAAGAAGAGUAUCAUGGAGACUUAUUAUACGCAGAUAAUGGGCCACAUGGACGUGCUGGGCAUCAUAGCGGAGGGCUUCAACAUCUACUUCCCGAUGCUGGUGGUGCUGCUGUGCGUGGCGACGUACUUCUCGCUCGGCAGCCGCCUGCUGUCGCUCUGCGGGUUCCAGCAGUUCGUGGGGGACGAUGAACUCACCUCCGACCUUGUGGACGAAGGACGGGAGAUUGUGAAACGAGAGAAACGCAAGCGCCAACGCGCCGAAGAAUCAUUGACUCGUCGCCGCGACUACAGCGAGAGGUUCUCCAACUACAGGUCGGCACGCGACGCUCAGGAUGGAGCCCACACUGGGCUUCUCAACGACGUGGACUCAGACUACUACGUACAACCGAGCCCUGAACGUAAUCAACCACAGCUGACAGCCUACCAACGAGCAGAGCUACCCUACAACAGGUCUAACCUUACUCUUGAAGAUGAACUGGACCACCGCUUCGGGGAAAGUACCUUGCCGUCCAUACGAAGCGAGUAUGACGACCGACGCCGGGACAAAAUGACCAUCCCACCUCGGGGAUUGUUUGACGAUGUAUAAAGUGCAAUAUAAUAUCAAUAGGUAAUUAUGUCGAAGUUUUUGUUGAGGUAUUGUCAUUCUAAUUUAUAAGCAAUAGGGUUUGAAUUGUCUCGAAAUAAGGUAAGAGUUUUUACAUGUGUGUAAAGUGGUGUACAGUUUGGAGACCUUAAAUAACAGUAUACUUCAGUUUCACUACAUAUUUUGCAAUAUUUAAAUGAAUUGAUGAUAAAAAAUAUUAUAGUAAAAUGUCCCAUGUUACGUUUUAUUUUCUCUCUUACUUAUAGUAGUUUUGAAAUAUAUGGUAGCUUAUUUUUUCUCAUAAAUGGCAACACCUUCACAAAAAUAGGUCAAUUAAGUUAUUGUAAUUAGAUUUAUGUGAUUGUUAGAUAAUGAUUGCAGUAUAUUAAAUGUAUUUGAAUGUAUGGCAAGCGUGAAAUGUGAACGUUAGUUACAAUUAUUUUAUUUUAGUUACAAAUAUACUAUAUGGCUUACAUUUUUAUAUAAUUAACAUUAAUUCGGUGAAACCUAUAAUGCAAUAUUCGAAUUUUAAUCCCUUAAGUAGCUUGCAAUUGAUACAUUUUCAUAGAAAAACUUAUUUAUAAAAUUAUAUAAAUAAAUAAUAGUCAAUGCUUACUGUGAAAAAGUUUUUAAUUUUCUCAACAAUAUGAAACUUAUUAUUUCCUAGUCUUUAUUGCAAUAAAUAAGAACAACUCUUUAUAAAAAGGGUACAUUAGUGUGUUUUACGAUAGUAUAUCGAGUCACGUAAAGUUAUGAUUUAGUUGUACAAUUUACGAAAUCUUAGCUUUGACUACAAACUGCACGAAAUUAUUGCCACUAUAGUAAAUAAUAAUGUAUUUACGUUUUUGGUAUUGCCGUAAGACUUGCGAACAUCCUUAAUUCUUAAACUCACAAUCGCAGCUAGCAUAGUUCCAAGAUCAACAACUGUUUCCUAUCGUCUCACAAAUAUUACUAUCAUGAAAAUAAAUUUCUACUGUAGAAUUCACCAAAAAGCUAUUAAAUUGGUAGGUUUACUAAAAAAUAGUUUUUAGACCUUAGGAACCGGGCUUUAAGGGUAGUUUAGUUCUAACGUGGCAUAAUAUGUUAGAUCACCAGUUUACAUGUCGGCACCUAUUAUUUAUAUGUCGUGCUUAAGCGCACACAACUAACUUUCUAUAUUAUCCUUUUUAUAAUGGCCUAAUGCACAUUUCAAUAUUUUUUCGAAGUGUGUCAUAAACCUAUGCUAUUGUUAAUUAUAAUCUGUAAUUUCUACACUAAUAAUACUUUAUAAUUUCUGAUAUUUUGACAGAUCUUAACCCUGAAAGCUCAUGUUUGUAUGUCUCGGCAAGGGAUUUUUAAUAAUGAACCUUAAUGUACACAUUAUAGAAUGUAAAUGUUUCAAUAUUUGACUGUAAGAGCCCUAUUUUAUAUGCGACUCCGGUCCACUAAUGAAAUAGGGCCCUUAAGAGGCAUUGUUCCAGGAUUUUAAAGUAUUACGUUAUUUGUAAAAUCGUGUUAAGAAAUUACUAUGGCUAUUAAGUUUCAGUGACUUAUCUUAAAUAUCGAUUUUAUCGACUUAAAAUGUAUCUACUUAACCAGUGUCAAAAACUAUGUGCAAUAAUAAAACCUAAAUUAAGAUCACGUAUAACCUCAUAUACAUAUUAAAGCAAUUACAGACUUAAGUCUAAUCUUCAUACAAAAUUGUCGAAACAUCCCUUGUCAUCUCUUUAUCCGAGUAAAAUUAUGCAGUUGUUUUUAUUUUAUUGAGAUUAUUAUAUCAAAAUGCUGUAAACUUCGCUUGCAUUAAAAACGAAUACUAUUUAAUAAAUUAUAUCUUAUUUUGUGUGUACAUAAAUAGUUACUUAUCUAUUAUUGUAAGUCAAUGUUUUUAUGCUAACUAAUAUUUUUGUUAUUGUAUACUUUAUUUCAUUCCAUAGGUUUAUUUAAUGCAAUAGCAUUAAACACUGAUGUGAUAUUGUUAUCUG
Messenger RNA from Spodoptera litura, 4496 nucleotides. RefSeq names its product LMBR1 domain-containing protein 2 homolog. The record is from RefSeq and is a predicted model, not a curated record. Gene Ontology annotation, cellular component: membrane. NCBI's taxonomy places the organism in Eukaryota, Metazoa, Arthropoda, Insecta, Lepidoptera, Noctuidae.